AUGCACAUCGACAUGCCGUGGCAUGCAUACAAGGCACUCAUUGACGAGCCGGACAAACAUCUGGGAUGGACCAACCUGCCCUCUAGUGGAUUCUUUAGUGUCAAGGAACUAUCGCCGUACGCAGAGAUAUUCGACCCCGUUGACAUUGACCGAAUGGGAGACUACGAGGAAAUUGCGGAGCAAUGGGGCGUCAUCUUGGCCACGGCUCAUGCACGGGCCGACCAAGACUCCAAUGACUAUAUUACCACAACAAACAAAUCGAUUUGCGGGCCGAAGGCUUGCAUUCGGAAUUCCGAGGACUCGUCAGGUAGAAGCAGACUGGGACAGAUUCAAGGACAAUCUCGUUCCUAG
Molecule: messenger RNA, 351 nt
Organism: Seminavis robusta
Lineage: Eukaryota; Bacillariophyta; Bacillariophyceae; Naviculales; Naviculaceae
Source: the annotation of a GenBank genome assembly